ACGCGUGACCUACGCCAACCCGGAAAUAGAGUGAUUUGGGUGCCAGUGGCGCGGUGUGUACUAGUAUGUAGUUAGCAGACAAGGCAACAACAAUAACCUCGUAUGACGGCGUAAACUCAAAAAAAGCUACAGACUUGUAGGGUUUAAAUGGCGCCGGCGCGACAGAGAAUUGCGAAGGGCUUGAAUGCUACUGAGAUAGGAAAGAAAAUCAAAAGGGGCAAUGCAAUGCGACAGGGAACUACGUGGUGGAGUUCCAGAGGCCUAGCAGCUUUUUUGCUGGUUUGUUUGUGUUUGAGCGCGGCAGCAACUUGGCUGUAUGUCACGUCUUUGGAUCCUGACAUUACAGAAACGUUGGUCAGCCAGCGUGAGCAUGUCUCUCCACAGCCCCGAGUUUACAUAGUGCAGUGCUCGGAGGACUACGAGAACUACAAACGCUACCCAGGAUGCACACCUCAGAAGUGUGGGCGUGCUGUCGCAGACGGUGUGGUGACAAUAGAGGAGGUACAGCUCCUCAGAAGACUGGCUGAGAGGGGACUACAGCUGGCUGGAUCAGAAGGAGGACGACUGCAUUAUUGUGGAGACUGCUACAAUCCUCUUGUCGAUAUACACUCCAUCCUUGAACAAAAAGCAAGAGAUACUUACCACCUCAGACAAGAGGCCUCCAUCUUGGACCUGCACUCAGGAGCAUUGUCAAUGGGGAAACAAUUUGUCAACAUUUACAGGUAUUUUGGGGAUCAGAUCCAGGAGGUGUUCACAGAAGAGGAUUUCCAGCUCUACAGAAAUGUACGCGAGCGAAUCCAAACUGUUAUUGCAGAGACGUUUGGUUUGGACCAAACUCUGAUGUAUCUCACCAAGCCCACCUUCUUCUCCCGGAUCAACUCCACAACAGCCAAGACCCAACAUGACGAGUACUGGCACCCACACAUUGAUAAGGUGACAUAUGGCUCAUUUGACUACACGUCGCUUCUGUAUUUGUCUGACUACGGCUCUGACUUCACUGGAGGAAGGUUCGUCUUCAUGGACCAGGAUGGCAAUAAGACAGUUGAACCAAGAGCAGGUAGAGUGUCUUUCUUUUCCUCCGGCUCUGAGAACCUCCAUCGCGUGGAGACGGUGUCAUGGGGGACCCGCUACGCCAUCACCGUGUCCUUCACGUGCGACCCGACACAAGCCAUCGCCGACCCAGCUCUGCCUUAAAGCACCCAUCUGUAGGGAAGGGAGUGGAGGGGAAGGAAAGGGGUGGAGUACGGUCCUCCGGCUCACUCAGACCCUGCAAAAUGGAGGAAGCAGAGUGAACGUUUGAGUGAUGAGAGGAGAGGAAAAAGGAAGGUUGAUGUGUUGGUUAGUUUAGUUUCAGUGGCUGCACAAUUUUGCCUCUUAAUGAUUGUGCCGAUCUAGAGAAGAUCAUAACUGUUGUCUAGAUGUUUAUACAUGCAAACCAGGUUUCUGUCAAUGGACAUGGACGGCAAAAAAGAAAUAUGCCAUUUUCAACAACAUUUUUUUCAUGUACUUGUAAUUGCUUCCAAUUUUUUUGUUGUUAUUUUAUCGCUUUUCCGUAUCUUCGGUUAUGUCAGAUUGUUUCCUGGACGAGUGCCACUCAACAACGCUCGUUAAAAGUUUAUUCUAGAAAUUUUUCGUGAAAUGAAAGCUGAUAAAAAAACAGGUGUAUUCAGUCCUGCAAACAUUUUGUUUUGGAAUAUUAGAGUGUUGAUAAAUGCUACCAAAUCAUGUCCUUAUUAAUGCAUAAUGUUUGCCGUAGGGGUGUACCAAUCCGAUAUUGAUAUGGGUAUGAUAUCAGCAAAAGACAAGUGUCAGAUGAUAUUGGCUUGCAUGUAAAAUGUCUGAUAUAAUCUUUGAUACAAGUAAUCCUGCAGCGUGUUUACUUGUGCAAAGCUGGACAGCCAGUUGACAGCUAAAUGUCCUCCAAUAUGCACACAAGGUUGGUCUUUUUUUUUUAGUCAAGUCAAGGCUACUAGGAGCUAGCAGAUACACAACAACUAAGCACACAAGCUAGACGUAAAAAAUAUUUGUCCUUCAUUGAACAAUAUUGCAUUCCAAAACGAGACAUUUGUCAAUAUAAACAAGUGCCAAAUCAUUAUCAGUGAUGUUGAUAGGUUUCCGAUGUAGUGAGUCCCAGUGCUGCAAUUAGCGACUAUUUGUAUAGUCGGCUAGUCAUCGAUUAUCUUAAAGUUAAGUCGACUAAUCAAAUUAUUGAGGGGCUCUAAUUUAGCCAUCCACUUUUAAAUUCAGUUUGAUACUUUAAAGCAAGUAUGAACAAUAACAAUGACUGCUUCAUUCAGAAAUAUUUAACAUUAGGCUGUUACAAAAUAACUAUACUAAACUUUUGUCCAUUUAAAUGCAAGGUCAGGAAAAAUGCUGAUGAAAAUAUUUUAAAUAUAAACAAAGGCCAGUCAGAAUAGCAGCAAUAACAACAAAACACCACCAAAUCCAUCGAGCUUCCUCAAAAAGAACAUAGCUUUAUAUGAUGAUGAUGAUAAUCUUUAGGAAGAUGUACACAGUAUAGGUCAGUGGUUCUCAAAACUUUUUUCACCAAGUACCACCGUAACGACCAACAUUAAAAUACAGUAGCACAGUAUGCCUAGGUAUUCAUCAAAAACAAGGCAGAGUUUUUAUUUAACAAGUAUAUUUAAUCUUUUUGGCCACUGUAAAAUUACAUACAAUUUGAACAGUAACACUGUGUUUGAAUAUUUAAUUAAGUGAUUCUUUGGCGUACCACUAGAUGGAGCCCGUGUACCAGUGGCAUGCGUACUUCAGUUUGAGAAUCACUGGUGUAGACGGUAUGAUGACAAGUAUAUUGUCCUUUAAAGGCUUUUCGCUAUUGAUCCAAUACAGUGGGUACGGAACGUAAUGAGACCCCUUCAAAUGAUUCACUCUUUGUUUUAUUGCAGCUAUUAGCUAAAAUCAAAAAAGUUCAUGCACACUCAGCACCCCAUCUUGACAGAAAAAAACACAGAAGUGUAGAUUCUUUUGCAAAUUUAAUAACAAUAAAAAACUGUCUGAUUUGUUGAAUAUUUUUGUACCAAACCACAUAAGUGGUGUAAUCAAUAAAGCAGAGCCAUCAAACAAU
Messenger RNA from Entelurus aequoreus (snake pipefish), 3085 nucleotides. RefSeq names its product urotensin-2 receptor 2 (gene ogfod3). Gene Ontology annotation, molecular function: L-ascorbic acid binding; oxidoreductase activity, acting on paired donors, with incorporation or reduction of molecular oxygen; iron ion binding. Bases 148 to 1194 code for a protein of 348 amino acids. Lineage: Eukaryota; Metazoa; Chordata; Actinopteri; Syngnathiformes; Syngnathidae. Gene Ontology annotation, cellular component: membrane. The transcript is spliced from 10 exons. The record is from RefSeq and is a predicted model, not a curated record.